This is a messenger RNA of Plectropomus leopardus (leopard coralgrouper), 2938 nucleotides long. It is a transcript of the gene cdc50c, whose product is annotated as Cdc50 family member C. Gene Ontology annotation, cellular component: plasma membrane; Golgi apparatus; endoplasmic reticulum. The record is from RefSeq and is a predicted model, not a curated record. Gene Ontology annotation, biological process: phospholipid translocation. NCBI's taxonomy places the organism in Eukaryota, Metazoa, Chordata, Actinopteri, Perciformes, Serranidae.
CGAACCAGAACCAACAUAUUAUCUCCCGUGGCAAAGCAAAAAUGUAAAACACACAUCUGUAUCAUUUGGAUAAACUGAAACCUGUGUUUGUCUUGUAGGAAGGAAACACAAAAUAAUCACAAAGAAACAUGGACGUAACAGAAAACAGAAAGAGGUAGUUUUGUAAGGGAUUGUGGUUAAUUAGUAACAGGCUACAACGGUCUCCCCCGCCCUGCAAGGCCUGCUGGGAGAGUCUCUUGGCAGGCAGAGUGUUGUGUAUGCAGGAAGAUAUCGCUGAAGUCAACAACAGGAAGCAGAGAUAGAGCAGCGUAUUCUCUGACACACUUUUUGGACCUGUGGCUGUUGGAAGUUCCUCUUCUGUCCGUAAGCGAAGGUCCCUCUCAUGGGCAAAGUGAAGAGCAAGUCUGGGCCCUUGGCUCGGAGGCCGGACAACUCGGCUUUCAAGCAGCAGAGGCUACCUGCCUGGUCUCCUAUGCUAACAGCUAACACUGUGCUGCCCUUCUUCUACAUUAUGGCUCUGAUAUGCAUGCUGCUGGGAGUGUGGCUGCUUCUGACAGUGCAGAGCACACAGGAAAUAAAGCUGGACUACACAGAGGCCGGGACGUGUAAUAUAUGUUUUGAAAAGCGUAAAAAUGUGAGCAAUGCAGCACAGUCCUGCAGCUGCACUGUGGUGUUUAACAUCGAGAAAGCAUUCAAGGGAGACGUCUUUUUCUACUACGGCCUCCGAAACUUCCAUCAGAACCUCCGCAGAUACAUGGACUCCAGAGAUGAUGGACAGAUGGUCGGCAGGAAGAGAAACUUAAAGAACCCGAGUAAGUACUGUGAGCCAUUUACAAAGGACAAAAAUGGACUCCCCAUUGCACCCUGUGGUGCUGUGGCCAACAGCAUGUUCAAUGACUCCUUCACUUUUACGUAUGUUGGCCCCAGUGGUCCUCGAGUUCAGGUCCCUCUGUUACGGAGGGGCAUCACCUGGUACACGGACAAAAAUGUCAAGUACCGCAACCCAAAGAAUGACAACAUGACGCUGGCUCAAGUUUUUGAAGGCACAGCAAAGCCCCUGUACUGGCAGAAGCCUGUAUAUAAGCUGGAUCCCAUCGACCCGACAAACAACGGCUUUAUCAAUGACGACCUGAUCGUAUGGAUGAGAGAGGCAGCCUUCCCCAACUUCAAGAAGCUCUACGGGGUUUUAUACCGAACCAGAAAGCCGUUUACUAAAGGUCUGCCAGCUGGGAACUACAGCAUCGACAUUUCCUACAACUUCCCUGUGCAGUACUUCCGAGGCAGAAAGGAAGUGGUGCUGACCACGCUGACCUGGUUUGGAGGUCAGAACCACUUCCUGCCCGUUGCUUACCUCGUAACCAGCUGCCUGAUCCUACUGAUAGCCAUCGCCCUCACGGUGGCGUGGUGCAAGUUUGGGAAGAAUGGGAAGAACAUGGAGGAAUGAAGGGGUAAGACGUGCACCAGGAAUAUGAGGAGUGAAAAACUCGUGAAAAUUGUCAUGCUGAUUAGGAGACAAGAAAUCUGAAACGACAAGAACACUGAUGCACGCAGAUGAAGGAUAAGGAUAAUGCUUUUUAAAAGAAAGUUAAUUUGGUACAAAACCACAACAGCAUGUGCUGAAAACCAAUGACGAAGAUGAAGGUUUGACAUCUGGAAAAUUACUUUCCGUAUCGGUUAAAUGAGCCACAUGUGUUAAAGCUUUUAUUGUGAUGUUCUUAACAACCCACUGAAAGAAAGGUGUGUUAGCACCGGCUUCAAACUUUCAUUACGUGUUGAUUUUACUUGAUGAACCUUUUAAAAAUACACACCAUUCUGUCUUUGCACUGGUAAUAUUUAUCAACAAACUUAUAUUUAUUAAAAUUAUUGCAUUAAGGAUGAACUAAAUUCCAGUCUCUAUGGUGUUAAAGGAGCAGUGUAGGGGGAUCUAUUGGCAGAAGUGUUACAAAAUGUUCGUUACUGUUUCACUAGUGUGCAAUCAUCUGAAAAUAAGGAUUGUGUUAUUUGCUAGGUUACAAGUAGCCGUUUAUAUCUGCAUACAGUCCUCUUUCAGGGAGUUUGCCCAUUGACGUAUAAAGAGAACUGGAUACAGCGUUAGAGACAGGGCCCCGUUGAUCUCUAUGAAAGUUGCUCAGAGGUGCAUGAAGCCAAAAAGUUUGACUUCUGGGUACAAAAUGACCCAGAUCAUCUGCAUCGUGGGGCCCAUGGAGCAAGAGCACUAGUGUUUCCUUCAACCACACAUCCCGACCGCUCAGGCUCGCUCACACAAACAGUAAGAAAGUAACUCAACUUGUAGGACAUAAUUAUUUAAAUGAGGGCUGUUUAAUUGUUAAUACUGCAACUAUCUGCUGAUUUACAGAUGUCUUGUAAAAUUUAAGUCUGUGGAAAAAAAGUGUUUUGGGGGCAUCCUGUGUCGGACCCAGCAGUUGUAAUUUCGUGGUUUGGCCACUUCAGCCACUAACACCCGCUAAUGUCUGCCUUUUGUAGGGGAUAUUCACUAGGUUUUUAUCUGUAACCUCACCGCCAUAUCCCACUGACUCUUACGCACUGCUCCUUUAAGGCUUUAUUUCAUGUCUCAGCAGAUACAAAGUCUAAAGACUAUACUUUAUAUAAUAACUCAAAUAACAUAUAAAAAACAGAAUACCAGCUGUCAAACAAACUAAAGCUAAUUCUCAAGCUCAAGUGUAAUUUUGUGAAUCACAGCACAACGAAGGUUAGCCGAUGCUAAACUGAGCCUCGUUUUAAUGUAUUGUUCGUAGCAUAAGAGUCCACAGACGUGCCGGCGGCUCUGUGAGGCUUCACUUGGCAUGUUUACCAUCAUAGUAUGUCAGCAUAAUAACAUUUGCUGACAUCAACCAUUUGUACCGUCUCAGUUAUGUCCUAUUACAUUUUGUUGUUCUGACAACAACUGAAGAUUGUAAUAAACUGUUUCUUUUAAAAA